This is a messenger RNA of Tribolium castaneum (red flour beetle), 1115 nucleotides long. RefSeq names its product serine protease P166. Gene Ontology annotation, biological process: proteolysis. The transcript has 4 exons. Lineage: Eukaryota; Metazoa; Arthropoda; Insecta; Coleoptera; Tenebrionidae. The record is from RefSeq and is a predicted model, not a curated record. The coding region runs from base 71 to 895 and encodes 274 amino acids. Gene Ontology annotation, molecular function: serine-type endopeptidase activity.
AGUCUUAAAUUGUCAAUUUGGCCGCAAAAAUCGUAUAAAAGCGGCGAAUUGUUUUGCGAAUUAUCACAAAAUGUUUCGUUUGGUUGUGCUCCUCCUCGGCGUGGCCUCGGCCCUAGCUUUGCCAACCGAGCGACUUUUGCCUGGAGCUCUUCCCGCCACCACUUCUUCGAGAUAUCUCCCGUUUCGGGAAAUUGGGAAUCGAAUUAUUAAUGGUUCCCCAGCUUCGUUGGGUCAAUUCCCAUAUCAGGCGGCCCUUUAUUUGAAAGUCAGUGGCGGUACUUCCUUCUGUGGAGGUGCUCUUAUUACCCCAACUUACAUCCUUACAGCUGCUCACUGCACCCAAGGAGUUACUGCCAUAACUGCAGUUUUGGGAAUCACCGAUUUGAACGGUUCUGGAGGGGUUCAAGCUCAAGCAAGCCGUGCUAUUAACCACCCGAACUAUUCCUCCAGUACUCUAGCUAAUGAUAUCGCUCUGAUCCAAUUGUCAACAUCUGUGGCUACGUCUAGUAACGUUAAAACCAUUUCUUUAGCUUCCAGUACUUUAGGGAGUGGCGUUUCGGUCACUGUGAGUGGUUGGGGAAAAACCAGCGACAGUUCGUCCAGUAUUAGUCAAACUCUUAAUUACGUUGGAUUGACUACUAUCACAAAUGCGGUCUGUGCCAACACAUAUGGUAGUAUUAUCCAGUCAGGGAUAGUUUGUGCCAAGGGCAGUACCACUCAGAGCACUUGCAAUGGUGAUAGUGGUGGCCCAUUGGUUACUGGGUCCGGUUCCAAUGCCCUUCAUGUGGGUAUUGUGAGUUUCGGUAGUUCCCAGGGAUGUGCCAAAGGUUUGCCAUCGGCAUAUACCAGAACUGCGGCUUACAGGACUUGGAUUAAGACGUACGCUGGUGUGUAAACACGAUCGAGAUUGUUAUUUGAUUAGAUAAGGAAAAGUGCAAUAAAUCAUGUUUAAAAAAUUGGUGUUUUUUUUUCGAGCGGCACUUUUUCAACGGUCAACAUUUUGGUACAGUUGGUAAAAUCCCGAAUUCAGUGCCGAAAUGUUUGACUUGAAGCCGACUUAUAACACAAAUUGGUAUUGUAAAUAUAAUUGACUAAUAAAGGAAAUAACAAAUAAA